AUGGAACAGAGCUCGACUCUCAGCACGCCACCUCUUCACCCGACGAAGCCGCGGACCAAGAUCCAGCCCCCGUCCCAGCUGCGCCCAUUCGAGGGGGCCGGGGGACGCGGGGGUCGUGGAAGUCGCGGUGGUUAUCGGGGCCGAGGCCGAGGCCGGGGUCGAGGACGCGGUAGUCGCGGCGGCGCAAUAGGACCCAUUCGAUCGUCGACCGUUGUACGAGCUCGCGGACGUGGACGCGGUCGUGCGCGUGCAUCUGCCGCAGCGAAGGGCCGCGGCGGCAAACGAAUCGAAGACGAGAUUUGGGAUAGUGAUAGUCGGCGACGUUCGCCUUCGCCAAUCCCCGCGACGAAACCUAUUAAGGAUCGGCAGGAGGAACUGGCGCUCCUCUUUAAGAAAGUGGGACAGGCGCAGCAGGUUGCUCUUAGUGUUCUGGCUGAUCAUUCUAUGGCUAAGAUUGCCAGGGAGAAAAAUGCUCAUAAGGAGUGUCCCGAGUUUGGGCAGGUUCAGCGGGAUUUGGCGGAGUAUGAGCGUAAGGCUUUGACGAGGUUUCGAGAUGAUUAUGAUUUAAAGGUUGAGGCGGAGAAUAAGGUUUAUGCUGGGGAGGUUCAUCUUAUUGAGACGAGGGCGAAUGAACAACUCGAGAAUAUCCAAGAUGAAAUGUUCCAUGCUGCUCGAGGCAAAUAUAUGGAAUUGGUCCUGGGCCGUCGAGCCGCCGAGGACGAUGAACAUACCGAGGUAAGGAAUCCACAAAUAGCUACCCAUCACAUCUAUCUACUCAACACAAUCUCUAACUCAUCACAGACCGACGGAUCUGACCCCGACGCCGAGGAACCACACUACCUCUUCCGAAUUGGAAAAGCCGGCACCCGCGAAGUCGAGCGCGGCUUCUUCGCCGAAGCCGUCCGAGAACCAGACGGCGCAGCCGCCUACGACCGCGGCCGCCGAACAUGGGAUGACUUUGUGCAAAAAGUCCGACUAGGCGAAGACUUGAAUCCGCAAAUGCAAGCCCUCGACUCGAUCACAGACCCAACAGUCCAAGACCACGUCACGCGAACACUGACAAACCUCCUCCAAGCGGCACAAGUCGUCGCAGAAGGAGGAGGCCUCGACGGUGUCGCCGACUGGCCGCCAAAAGCCUUAUCUAUGCUUGCGGACACCGCGCUCUCGGAGCCAAUUCCACCACACCUACCCCGAAUGGAUCCAAACAUGUCACCGGCUAGCCGACAUCUCAUCCCAACAUCUGGUGUCCCGCCUCCUCCAACUCUGGGUCACGGCCACACCCACGGUCCUGGUCCUGGUCAAGGACAAGGGCAGGGUCAAGGUCAAGGUCAUCCCCACGGCCACCCCCAUACCCACACCCACGGACCAACAGAUCCACGCUCCUUCAUCCUCCCCCGUCCAACACCAACACAACAACCGCGCCGUAUCCUCCCCGCACGAGGCCAAUUAGGUCUACCAGAUCCAUUCUCAAUGAAUGGUCCUCCUCAACUCCCCCCCCCCACCAGGCUCGAAUUUCCAGCGUUUACCCCCGCUCCCGAAUUACUUUCCCGGCCCUGGACCUGCGCCGGGAUCAGCUCUGGGACCCGGGGGACCGGGAGGGCCAGGACAGGGACCAGGACCAGGACCAGGACCGGGACAGGGACCGGGGCAGCCUCCAGGACCGGGGAUGUAUUUCCCUUCGCCUCACCAUUCUCCGCAUGGAGCUCCGCCGCCACAGCCACCACGUCGCUACUAGGGACGUGUAGUGGCGUGAGGCGGGCGAGUGAAAAAGAAGGAAAAUAA
Penicillium cosmopolitanum is the source of this 1782-nucleotide messenger RNA. RefSeq lists its product as uncharacterized. Lineage: Eukaryota; Fungi; Ascomycota; Eurotiomycetes; Eurotiales; Aspergillaceae. The record is from RefSeq and is a predicted model, not a curated record. Bases 1 to 1782 code for a protein of 593 amino acids. The transcript has 2 exons.